AAAUCCCGCGAGAACUCGCGGCCUUGUUCCCCCAACCGGCGGCCGUGGAAGGUUGGUGAGGGGAUUUUUUUUUCGGCCGAUUUUAAAAGAAGGCUCGAAGACGACGGUCCGGUUGAGCGCAAUGGCGGAUCCUAAGUACGCCAACCUGCCGGGCAUCGCCUUCAACGAGCCUGAUGUGUACGAAACGACCGACCUGCCCGAGGAUGACCAGGCCCAGUUCGAAGCGGAGCUGGAGGAACUGAACAGCGACAGUGUAGAGCGCAUCGUCGUGAAUCCCAACGCUUCUUACGACAAGUUUAAGGACAAGCGAGUUAGCACCAAGGACAUUGAUUUCUCGGAUCGAAUAAGCAAGGCCAGGAGGACUGGUUACGAGUCAGGAGAUUACGAGAUUCUGGCUGAAGGCAGUGGCGUCAAGGAGAGUCCACAGCAGAAGUACCAGCGCCUGCUGCACGAAAUGAAGGAGCUCUCCGAGGAGGUGGAACACAUCAAGAACUCGAUGAAGGAUUCCGCGGCAGAGGAGAAGCUGACCCCAGUUGCCUUGGCCAACCAGGUGGCCAGCCUCAAGCAGCACCUGGUGACCCUGCAGCUGGAGAAGGUGCUGGGCCCUGACGCCACCAUCGACCUGACAGACCCCGAGGGGGCGCUAGCCAAGCGCCUGCUGACCCAGCUGGACGUCACCAGGAGCGGGAAGGGGCCAUCCUCGUCGGCGGGUAAGGGCCGCGACACGACCGGGGACAGCAACGCGGUCACCUACGAGCUGUACUACCGGCCGGAACAGACACGGUUCACCCAGGCCGCCAAGGUAGCGGAGCUGGAGAAGCGACUGGCGGAUCUUGAGGCGGCCGUGGGCACGGACUCUGAGAGACAGAACCCACUGACUGUUGGACUGCAGGGCUCCUGCCUGAUGGGGACCCUGGAGGUUCUUCAGAGCAAAGUCAGCACCUUAGACCCGGCGACGCUCGAUCAGGUGGAAGCACGACUGCAGAGUGUCCUGGCGAAGCUGAAUGAAAUUGCUAAACACAAGGCAGCAAACGAGGAAGCAGAGACCCAGAGCAAGAUAUCCCAGCUCUACGACCUGAUCCAGAAGUGGGACACCAUGGCGAUGACGCUCCCACACGUCGUAGAGAGGCUGGUGGCCGUGAAGGACCUGCACGAGCAAGCCAUGCAGUUCGGGCAGCUCUUGACUCACCUGGACACCACUCAGCAGGUGAUGGCGAGCACAAUGAAGGGGAACACCACCCUGUUAACGCAGGUGCAGAAGACGAUGAACGACAACUUGACGGUGGUCCAGGAGAACUUUGUCAGCCUGGACACUCGAAUGAAGAAGCUGACAGCGUAAACCACCCCACCCACCCCCCCAGGGCCGUAAACUGCAUGCUGCGUACCGGUCCCGGCCAGCAACCCCGAGGAGGGGGUGUCCGCCCCACCGGAGAGGAGGGCUCACUCUCCCCUCAGUAAACCCGAGAGACAGCUGGCUUUCUGCUGAUCCUCUUGACAGUUCCGUUUAUUUAAUUACAAUCAUCCUCUUCUUUUUUUUUUAUUUUGUGUUGUCCAGUGCAUUCCCUCCCCGACGCCCUCUGCGCCUGUUGUCCGCUUACCGGGCCGUGCUUCGAAGGGGCAGGCGGGGGAAAGCGGAAACUCUCGCACGCUUGCCGCGCCAGGAUGAGCGUGAACCGGUGUGACGGUGCCCCCUCUCGCCUUCUUUCACUUGGCCGCGUAUCAAGUGCCCCCCUCACCGCCCACCCCCCCCCCCCCCCCGGUGCAGAAGGGAACCUGGGUAAAGUAUCUCGCUCUCGCUCAAUCGAUGUAGCCCCCCCCCAUUGCCUGUCACUCGGUCCAAUAAAAGGCUCUUUGCCGGACUCGU
This is a messenger RNA of Carcharodon carcharias (great white shark), 1864 nucleotides long. It is a transcript of the gene dctn2, whose product is annotated as dynactin 2 (p50). Bases 122 to 1339 code for a protein of 405 amino acids. Gene Ontology annotation, cellular component: centrosome; dynactin complex; cytoplasm. The transcript is spliced from 15 exons. The record is from RefSeq and is a predicted model, not a curated record. Gene Ontology annotation, biological process: mitotic spindle organization. NCBI's taxonomy places the organism in Eukaryota, Metazoa, Chordata, Chondrichthyes, Lamniformes, Lamnidae.